GAGAACCCAAAGAGGCCUCGAGAGGAGUGAGGAGCGGUACUCACACGGGCCACCCACCCUGCUCCAGGGAGCUGCUGCUUUUUACUACCAAAGAGAGGACCAUAAUGCUGGGUCCUCACUUCCCACCCCCAACCCUUGGACCCAGUGAGGGGAGGCCUGCCCCUUGCACCUUCCAGAUCCCGGAUGGGAGCUACAGGUGCCUGGCUCUGGAAGCUGAGGAGAGCAGCAGUGAAGACGGCCAGCAGGGAGAGGUGAGGCUUGCGGACCUGGAAGAAGAUGUGGUCAGCAGACACAGAGCCAGCCACGGCACGCCACAGCUAGCCAGAGCCUCAGACGUAAUCCAGCCAUCCAGCUGUUCCAGGGAGGCACGAGAUGAGUUCCAGCACGGUGACAGGACCAGCCAUGACUGGGAUGUGGUACAGGCUCGGAAAGUGAUGACAGUCAGUGGCAGCACCAGCCCUGGGUCCAGGGUGGCCCAGAAACCAGCCUUAGGCCGGAGCACUAGCUUCACUGAAAAGGAUCUGAAGGAGGCCAAGGCGUGGAGCCAGCAGAUUGCAGCCCAGCUGACCACCCCUCCCAGCUCCAACUCCCGAGGGGUCCAGCUCUUCAACAGGCGCAGGCAGAGGGUGAACGAGUUCACCUUGGAGAGCCGUGGCCAGAAGCCACCAAAGCACAAUCAAGAGGCCCUUCCAGCAGGGCAACCUUCGAACCCCACAGGCCAUGCCCCAGGGCUCAGUCUGAGACCUCCAUCUCCACCCAAGCCAGGCUCUCUAAAGCAUCCCAGCCCCCGAAGCCCCAGCAGAGGGGUCCCUGGCCACAUCAUGGAAGGCUACUCGGAGGAAGCCAGUCUCCUGCGGCAUCUGGAGAAGGUUGCCAGCGAGGAAGAAGAAGUACCACUGGUGGUUUAUUUAAAGGAGAAUGCAGCCCUGCUAACGGCUAAUGGGCUGCACCUGUCCCAGAGCCGGGAGCCCGAACAGUCAUCACCAAACCAUCCAACAACAGAGGCACACAGUCCAGCUGCAGACAUCAACCAGAACCUCUCCUCGCCCAAUGCCACACUUACCACACCAGCGUCCAACAGCCACCACAACCAGCCCACCACCGAUGUGAAUCAGAAUCCUCCAGCCGCUGUCACCCCUGUCCAACAGAAUUCAUCUGAGGCUCAGUGUCCCCCAAAUGGCACACCCGAUUCCAAGCCCAGCACUCCGUGUGCCGAUGGGCAGCCCCAGGGGCCAGCAGGGGAGGUGAGAUCCAGCAUUCUGCUGAUUGAUAAGGUGUCAGCUCCAUCCCCUGCCACCAGCACCUUCUCUAGAGAGGUCACUCCCCUCUCCAGUUCUGGGCCACCAGCAGCAGAUCUCAUGUCCAGCUCCCUGCUCGUUGACAUGCAGCCUAGCAACCUAGUGGCGUCUGCAGAGCAAGAGAUGUCCGGACAUGCAGCUGUCACCACACCCACCAAGGUGUACAGCGAAGUGCAUCUCACGCUAGCCAAGCCCGCAUCGGUGGUCAACAGGACGGCCCGGCCUUUUGGGAUCCAGUCACCAGGGAGUACCAGCCAGGUGGAACACAGCCCCAUGAUGGGAAGACGACAUUUUGGAGAGAAAGCCUGGGCUCCCCCGACUACCACCAUGGUGGACAGAAGUCCCCAGCCUCAAAGGCACAUGAUGUCCCGCAGCCCCAUGGUAGAAAGGAGGCUGGUUGGGCAGCGAAGCCCAGUCUUGGAGAGACGUCCCUUAGGAAGCUUCACCCCACCCCCCACCUAUGCCGAGACUUUGUCAACAGCCCCAGUGGCUUCCCGGGUUAGGUCUCCUCCUUCUUAUUCUACUCUGUACCCCAGCUCUGACCCCAAGCCACCUCAUCUGAAGAGCCAGGUAGCCCCUGCCAACAAGACAGGCAUUUUGGAAGAGUCUAUGGCCCGCCGAGGCAGCCGGAAAUCAAUGUUUACUUUCGUGGAGAAGCCCAAGGUGACCCCGAAUCCAGACUUGCUGGACCUAGUGCAGACAGCUGAUGAGAAGCGGAGGCAGAGAGACCAUGGGGAGGUGGGCAUGGAAGAUGAGCCCUUCGCCCUGGGAGCUGAGGCCUCCAAUUUCCAGCAGGAACCAGUAGCUCGGGACAGGGCCAGCCCUGCGGCCACUGAGGAGACCGUCCCCGAGUGGGCCUCCUGCCUCAAGUCACCCCGUAUUAAGGCUAAGCCGAAGCCCACACCCAACCAGAACCUCUCAGAGGCCUCAGGGAAGGGAGCUGAGCUCUAUGCCCGCCGCCAGUCGCGGAUGGAGAAAUACGUCAUAGAGUCUGCAGGCCACACUGAAUUGGCCCGCUGCCCUUCACCUACUAUGUCCCUGCCGUCAUCCUGGAAGUACUCCACUAAUGCCCCUGGGGGCUUCCGAGUGGCAUCCCUAAGCCCAGCGCGGACUCCGCCUGCCUCUCUCUACCACGGCUAUCUGCCAGAGAAUGGGGUCCUGCGCCCAGAACCUACUAAGCAGCAGCCAUACCAGAUGAGGCCUUCACUCUACGCUCUGUCUCCCGUCAAGGAACCUGCCAAGACCUCAUCCCGCUCCACCUCACCACGCACGCCGUCCCGCACUGUCUCACCUCGUGCCGCCUCUCCGGCCAAGCCUAGCUCCCUGGACCUGGUGCCCAACCUGCCUAGGGCAGGCCUGCCACCAUCUCCUGCUCUGCCUCGGGCUUCCCGCUCCUCCCCAGGCCUCUACACUGUCCCUGUCCAGGACAGCCUCCAGCCCACUGCCGUGAGCCCCACCUACAGCAGUGACAUCUCGCCCGUGUCUCCCUCCAGGGCGUGGUCUCCCCGAGCCAAGCAGGCUCCCAGGCCUUCCUUCUCCACCCGGAAUGCUGGAAUUGAGGCCCAGGACCGCCCCGAGAGCCUGCCCACGUCCCCGCCCUGGACGCCGGGAGCUUCCCGGCCCCCCAGCAGCCUGGACGGCUGGGUGAGCCCGGGGCCGUGGGAGCCGGGUCACCGGAGCAGCAUGAGCAGCCCCCCGCCGCUGCCGCCGCCACCGCCAAUGUCCCCCUCGUGGAGCGAGCGCUCGGUCUCCCCGCUGCGACCGGAGGCCGAAGCGCGGCCUCCGAGCCGCCAGCUGCAGGCGCUUCUGGCGCGCAACAUCAUCAACGCGGCCCGGCGCAAGAGCGCCUCCCCGCGGCCAGCGGCCGCCGAGCCCCUGCGGCCCUUUUCCCCGCCGCGGGGGGCGCCGCCGCGCAUGCGCUCUCCGCAGCCGGCGCGCCCCGCAGGUGCCUUCCGCGGAGCCUCCUUCGCCCCCAUCCCGCGGAGCCCGCUGCCGGUCGGGCCUCCGUCCUGCGCUAGUCCCCAGAGUCCUCAGGUCACACCGUCCAGGCCUUUUCCCUACCGCCGCUCGCCCACAGACUCCGACGUGUCCCUCGACUCUGAGGACUCCGGGCUAAAGUCGCCUGGCAUCCUCGGCUACAAUAUCUGUCCUCGAGGCUGGAAUGGCAGCCUGAGGUUCAAGCGUGGUAGUCUCCCCACCGAGGCCUCCUGCACCACCUAAAGUUUCCCACCCUGGAAGGGCUGAGCCCAAAGAGGCACCAAGCUUGGGGAACCCCAGCACCGGGACCCCAAAGGGUCUGACCUCAUUGGACAGCUCCAGAGAAGAGUCAGAGAAGGAGAGCUCUGGGCCUGGGGGCCAGGUAGCUAGUCACUCAAACUUGGGUUCUAGCCCUUGGCUCUGCCAUUCAUUCGUGUGACCCUGAGCCAGAGCCUCCUGUCUCUGACCCUCAGCUCUGGCCGCUGCAGUCUCCAGACAUCUUCCCCUUCUAUCCACACACUUGUGCCUUGGAGAAGGCAGCCAUGCCCCCAACCCUUGGGCCUGCAGCAUGCUCCUUCUUCACUCCGUUCUCCAGCAGCCUGCCAAAGUAUGGUGUUGAAAAGAACCUAGGUCGUGACCCAUGCCCAGGCCCUGGCUUGACCACCGGCUCCUGGCACCAAGUUCUAGGCAGGAGCAACUGUUUUCCAUUCCUUCUCAGACUAGCCCUAUUUUUAUCUGGUGACCUUUAGCGAGAUCUCCCAGGCAAGCUCAAGGUGCCCUGUUGGGCCCCUCUGGGGAGAAGGAGCUGGAAGAGUCUCCCCAAGCUCUGCCCUGCUGCCUUUGUUGCCCCAGCUUAGGGUGUCCAGGGUCUCCUUAUGGCCAGGGCAGAACAGUGUGCGAAGGGCUGAGUUCCCUGGGGCUAUGGAUCUCAGGAGCCCCAGACCUCUGCCCUUCUGGGCCUGGUCAUGGGAAAUCUGGGGUUUUUCAAAGCUGAGGAGAGAAGAGAUGACAGCCUUAUAUGGCUGCCCCCAACCUGGCCUUACCUAUUUGGAAAGAGGUCCUCGUUGCAGAAUUGUAAGCCAUGGCCAGGAUGCAUAGAAGGGACUCCGGUAUUGGGGGGAGGGGACUCCUGACCUUGUCGAGGGGCCAUACCAGUAUGGGCCUGUGCUUCUGGCCACCAAGUAAACGCCUCCCUUUCCUUUCAGGCCUCGGCCCGGAAGAGUGGGCACUGCUAUAUGCAUUUUCUUCACGUCUCACUCAGGCCUAGCUUGUGCCUAGACCCAGUGGCCUUGAGGAGCUGGUCCCCUAAACUGCAGUCGCUCUGAUUCCAGUCCCCAAGAAUGAAACUGGGAAGGAAGUGACUGAGUUUUGGGGUUUUCAUUGUUGGCUGAUGAUACCCGUUGAGGUUCAAAAUAUCAGCUUCAGAAUUCAGAACCUGGGGGUGCAGGUGCUGUAGUUCAAUGAGGUGCAAAUAUACGUAGGUGAAACAAAACACGAGGAUGUUGUUAAAGGCAAGGGAUGAUGGAUUUGAAGUAAUUAAUAGAUUUACCCACACAUCAGGAUGAUCUAGAACUCCCUAGAGGAAGCUAGGGAUCAGGGUGGAAUAAAGUCAAGGUUGGGAUGGAGUACUUUGGGAUAAAGGAGAGGUUCGUAAUACCCAUAGUUGGGAACCUGUCUCCACUGGGAAGAUGAGAGUGUACUCAGCUUAGUCAAUAAAUGAAUACAUUUACCAAAGCUCCUACCUGCUGCAGCAUCCCUUGUAGCUAAGGAGUCCCAGGCUAGGGAUGCCUCCCAGAGAAGACAUUAUUAGACAUCCAGCUGAUGCUGUGGCAUAGAUCAGUUUCUACCUGCAUUUCCUCAGAAAACCAGCAGGAGGCAGCUUUGAGAAACUACAGUUCUGUUUCUGCUGUUCUGCCAUGGUGACUGCCUUCUCCCUUUAUGGUCUCUAACACACUAGAGCUUGCCUGUAUCCUGCCUCAUGCCUCUUGUAGAAUU
Molecule: messenger RNA, 5270 nt
Organism: Chionomys nivalis (European snow vole)
Lineage: Eukaryota; Metazoa; Chordata; Mammalia; Rodentia; Cricetidae
Gene: Synpo
Product: synaptopodin
Exons: 3
Coding region: 105-3518 (1137 amino acids)
Biological process (GO): positive regulation of actin filament bundle assembly; modification of dendritic spine; spine apparatus assembly
Cellular component (GO): spine apparatus; actin cytoskeleton; stress fiber
Molecular function (GO): actin binding
Source: RefSeq, a predicted model, not a curated record